Messenger RNA from Solanum dulcamara, 869 nucleotides. RefSeq names its product F-box protein At2g35280-like. The transcript is spliced from 3 exons. NCBI's taxonomy places the organism in Eukaryota, Viridiplantae, Streptophyta, Magnoliopsida, Solanales, Solanaceae. Gene Ontology annotation, molecular function: protein binding. The coding region runs from base 14 to 799 and encodes 261 amino acids. The record is from RefSeq and is a predicted model, not a curated record.
UCUUCAAGCAAAAAUGUUGAUCAAUCGUCAUUCAAGAAAAAAUAUGAAAAGCAUAGCAAGAAGACGAAAUAAUAACAUAAUCAUAAAAGAAAAAUUUUGUUCUUCUAUUGAAUCUCUUCCCAAUGAGUUACUUACUGAAAUUGUUGCGAGGGUUGCUUCUUUUUCCUUCAAGAAUUUUAUCAAUGUCAAACUAAGUUGCAAGGUUUUUAAUGAGAUCGCAAAUGAACAGUACGUAUAUCAGAAGGCAACGCUGGCAGACAUUCCAAUAGAACCUUCUUGGCAAAAGCAGGAGGAAGAGAAGAUAAAUAAAGUUACUUCUUUCAUGGAGCUAUGCAGAGAAUGCGGGAAUACAGAAGCUUUAUAUAGAAAAGGCGUGAUGGACUUUUUCAAAAACGAUAGGCCAGAACUUGCAGUGGAAUUUCUAAAGCAAGCAGCAAAAGGAGGCCACUUUGGAGCAUUGUACGUGAUUGGCAUAAUUACAGUCUUUUGGGGCGGUGACUUCAAGCAAAAAGGGAUAAUGUUGAUUGGCAACAUGAAAGAAACAGAGCCACUGAGAAAAAUAACACGAGAAUGUCGAAAGAGUUUAGUAGAGAUCUUAAAAAAUAUUUGGGUGAAAAAUCCUUUAGUUUUGGGACAAAGACCCACUCGUUGCACUAUUCAACAUCAACAACACAUUGGUAGGAAUGGAUGGCCUCUUGAUAGUGAUGACGAAGAUGAUGAACAUGUCGAUUUUCAUUGUCAUGCUUGUAGUUGUGAUGUAGAAAUUGCUUAUAUCAUUAGUAUUUUACCUAUGUAUUAGAAUUAACUAUCGAUUAUGUAAUACUUUUUGGCUCUAAACUAUGUGCAUAAGUUGAUUCGUUAUUUGCCAA